Neospora caninum is the source of this 972-nucleotide messenger RNA. Its product is annotated as B7 isoform, related. NCBI's taxonomy places the organism in Eukaryota, Apicomplexa, Conoidasida, Eucoccidiorida, Sarcocystidae. Bases 1 to 972 code for a protein of 323 amino acids. The record is from RefSeq and is a predicted model, not a curated record. The transcript has a single exon. Gene Ontology annotation, molecular function: protein binding.
AUGGCAAAGACAAAAAAAGACAAAAAGAAGCCAGGCCCUGCGGCAGCUGACCAGGUGCUCUUGGCCGAAGAAAUUCUAAAUUCCAGUUUAUCGGAAGUCGCCAGAACGGUGGACGGCAGCGGGUAUGCCUAUGUACGUCUCAACUGCACCGGGAAAAAUGUUACAAAGAUUCCAGAAGAGAUUGCAACUUUUGUCCAUCUUCGCUACAUUGACAUAUCCGACAACCAUCUCGACGAUAUCCUCCCACUUACGAAGCUACCCCACGUUCUCUUUCUCAACGCCGCCCGUAACAGCAUAACCGAUAUCUCUUGCUUGACCGAUGAGACGUGUCUCCCGUCCUGCGCUGUGUUGAAUUUGUCGAAUAACUCUAUUUCUAAGUUGUGCUCGAUUGGGUUGCCCCACCUAGCCAAACUGACCCUUGACGGGAACCCCUUUGUCUCCUUCGAGGGUGUUGACAGACUCCCUGACUCUCUCAUGCACUUGAGCGUGAGGGACUCUCAUCUGAGUACUCUUUCGCAUUUGCCGUCGCUGCCUGGUCUAGCCUAUCUUUCUCUUGCGAACUGCCCGAUCGACUCCCUCACGGACGUCAGCAUGCUGGCUGCACUAAAAAUUCUCGACAUCAGCGGAGUACGCCUUAGCGAUUUCAGUUCUCUCAAGGAACUUCUGCUGCUGCCAUCUCUUCAAGAGCUCACCGUUUCCUCCAUUGAUCCGGAAAUGCCCGAUGAGGAUUUCAGACGAGAGAUCUUGGUGAUACUCCGCAGACUGCACAAGCUGAAUGGAGUGGACGUUACUCCUGAAGAAAAGAAACGGGCCAAAGCACUCAAGCUCCAACGAAAGAGAGAGCAAGAGAAGGCGGAAGAACAAAAACGGAGACAGGAAGAGGAGAAAGCGCGCCACGAGAAACAACCCGACGAUGAAGACGGCAUUGCUGACGCAGAGGCUCUUCCCGAUGACCAGGAGGAAGGUGCUUGA